Messenger RNA from Nerophis ophidion (straightnose pipefish), 8930 nucleotides. RefSeq names its product leucine rich repeat and sterile alpha motif containing 1 (gene lrsam1). Gene Ontology annotation, molecular function: protein binding. The transcript has 25 exons. NCBI's taxonomy places the organism in Eukaryota, Metazoa, Chordata, Actinopteri, Syngnathiformes, Syngnathidae. The coding region runs from base 345 to 2546 and encodes 733 amino acids. The record is from RefSeq and is a predicted model, not a curated record.
AGAAGAACGAUGCCCGUCUGUGUUGACAGUAGCGCCCUGAGUGCCUGCUGAGUAUUUUGAUGGCAGCGAAAUACUUUGCUGGUUUGGAGUGAAUUAGGCGAUUAAUGUUGGAGGAACUAAUGGUGGAUGAUCAGCUUUUGUCUACUGUGUUGUUUAAACGAUAGUUAAGUGGUAUUUUUUUUUAGCCAACAUUAGGGCAACAUUGGAAUCAGUUCUUUUCCCCCAAGAAACAUUUAUCCAGCGAACUUUUUGUCAAUCUGCCUUUUAACUGGGUCUAGUUGAAGUGAACUGACUAAAGUGAAACCCAGUCGGCCCAGCGGGGAGCAGGACAGGCAGGACACAAGAUGCCUCUGUUCUUCAGAAAGAAGAAACCCAGUGAUGAAUCCCAGAAGAGACUUGAGUAUCAGCUGUGUCGGUCUAAAGAGGCAGGUGCUGAUGACAUCCUGGAUAUCUCAGCUUGUGAGCUCUCAGAGGUUCCUACAAGUGCCAUUUCCAUUUGCAAGAUUGUACAGAAGAAGGUCCUCAUCGUACACAACAACCAGCUUAGGUCACUGCUUCCCAAAGGAAGUGAUAUCCUCUCUCUCGCCACUCUAAAGGUUUUGGAUUUGCAUGAUAAUAAGCUUAGUUCACUUCCAGAAGACAUCGGGAAGCUGGCCACAUUGCAGGUUUUAAAUGUUGAAAAAAAUCGUUUAAAAGUCCUUCCAGACUCCAUUGGGGACCUGAAGCUGCUGCAGUCACUUAAUUUAAAAGGAAACUGUGUCAGUGAACUGCCGUCUUCUAUAAGCUCUCUGUGCAGCUUGCGUACCUUGGAUGUGAGUGACAACCUCAUAAUACAGCUUCCCAAAACCUUUGCUUACAUUCGCACACUAGAGAGCAUUACACUUGAUGCAGCCACUAUGACCUAUCCCCCUGCAUCUGUGUGCAUGGAAGGUACUGAGAGCAUCCAGAACUUCUUGUGCGCUGAACUGGGAGAGGAGUAUUGCCCUCCAUCCCAGUAUCUCCUGCCAGUGCUGGAAAGUGACUGCGGGAAGCAAGACUCAGACUGUGUGGACAGCAUGGAUGAGGCCUGGCAGACUAAAUUCAGUGAUUAUGAAAAGAGAAAGUUGCAGAAACAGCAGGAAAAGCUGGCUUUCGAGCGGCACAGAGAUGAGAAGCAAAACGAGCACACCCAGCUUCUACUCAUGAACACCUCUCGUAAAGUAAACAUCCUCAACUCUGUUCGCCAGGAGCAGGAGCGCUUGGAGCAAGGGGUCAGCAUGCAACAGAGAGCCCAGGAGACUGAGAGGGUGCUGUUGUUGGAGAAAGUUAGACAAGCUGAAGACAACAUCAGCUGUCGCAUUAGCAACAUGCUGGGGGAUGACAACCGGCAGAAAAAGAGUGCCGAGUUUCUUCAGGCCUUGGAGGAAGAUCGAAUCCGCUUGGAACAUUUGACUGCCAUCACACAGGAAGAAACCAACUCUUUGAGGAAGCGAGAGGUGGCCUCGGCCAUGCAGAAGAUGCUGUCAGACAGCUGCGCUGUGAGCCUCCUCCAAGAGGCCAGUGACUAUCGCAGACGGAGCCUUGUCUCUGAGGCCUACAGAAGUAUGGAGAAUCUAGAGAGAAAGUUCGAUAGGAUGUUGUCCCUUCAAGUACUAGACAAAUCGAAAGCCAUUUCUCACAUUUUACAGGAGGAAGAGAUGCAGAAAGCAGCAUUCCAAGCUCUACAGUUACAGAAAGACUCUGUACACGGUUACAUCCGCAGCCAGAUCAAGCUCAUAGAGGGAGAAUUAAUGCAGCUGACAAAACUGGAGGUUAAAAGACGCAGUUUGGAUUCUGAAAACCUGCAGGAGGUGCUAGUGAAACAACGCACGGCUCUUGGUGAUAUGCUGCAGCAGCUACUGAAACAGAAGCACCAGAGAGAGCAAGAGCUGCAGCAGGUUCUGGUGGAAAUGGAGCUGAAGUCGGAAUCCAACCAGCAGAACUACUGGAUGAUUCAGUACCAGAGAUUGCUGGAUGCUAAGCCCUUGUCUUUACGCAUGCAGGAAGCAGGUGUGGAAAAAGAGCUUGUAGAUCUACUGUGUAAACUGUCAGCUCAACAUUAUCUGCCCAUUAUGGCUCACCACCGUGUAACAACAGAGGCCCUUCGUCACAUGAACCCCUCUGACCUAAAGAAGCUUGGCAUUAAUGAAAUUGGCAUCCAGAAAGCUCUUCUGAAAUGGGCCCAGGAACACCUGCCUGGAGGUGCCUGUAAGAUGGUCGAGCAGAGCGAAGAAACUGAAGUCAUCCCAUCAGAGCCAUCUUCCUUCUUCCCUCCAAUUCCCGACACCUAUAGCAUCAUGACACCCAGCCCACCACUGACUCCCGGUACCCCCAUCACCCCAUCAGCACCCAGCCCUGUGGAAGGACCAGGGGGCUCGGAGUGUGUGGUCUGCAUGGAGACCACGGCUCAGGUCAUCUUUUUGCCAUGCGGCCAUGUUUGCUGUUGUCAGGUGUGCAGCGGCGCCAUGCAGAACUGCCCUCUGUGUCGAAGCGCCUUAUCCCAGCGCAUACGCCUCUACCACAGUUAGAAUCCGCUUUUAUUUGUUGUGCAUGACUGCCGUGCUGCUGUGUACACGUGCUUGAGGCAGUUUUCCUAUACUAACCAAAAAUAUGUUUAUGAUAUUUAUGUCCACACCCCCACAGACUCACAUGGACACAAGUGUUUGUCGACAUAUACAGGACUGACUUAAGCGGACUCUACUGCACUUUUGCAAAACAUUUCAGCAUUUGGUUGGUUUGUAAAAUCAUGAUAAUGUGAGUAUUCACUGUUGUGUUUAUGGAUGUUCUCAUUCAUCCCGGUCAUUGUAUUCUCAGGGGUUUCAAUCGAGAGCACCUGGACUGUUUAGUUUGUCUUAAAGGUCGUUCUGCCUCUCAUCCGGCAGGCUUCAUCAGUUCAUACUAAUAGAAUUAGAUUGGUCAGAUGUAGUCUUAAGGCUGGUGUCAAAGCCCCAACUAAAAAAGUUAAAGUACCAAUGAUUGUCACACACACACACACUAGGUGUGGUGAAAUGUGUCCUCAGCAUUUGACCAAUCCCCUUGAUCACCCGCUGGGAAGUGAUGGGAGCAGUGGGCAGCAGCGGUGCCGCGCCCGGGAAUCAUUUAUGGUGAUUCGACCCCCAAUUCCAAACCUUGAUGCUGAAUGCCAAGCAGGGAGGCAAUGGGUCCCAUUUUUUUAUAGUCUUUGGUAUGACUCGGCCGGGGUUUGAACUCCCAACCUAUCGAUCUCAAGGCGGAAACUCUAACCACUAGGCCACUGAGAGGGUCAGAAUAGAAUAGAAAGUACUUUUUUGAACCCUGGGGGAAAUUCAGCACCACAGUUCGCUCAGAAUAGACAAUAAUAAUAAUAAGUAAUAUAUAACAUAUAUUAUAUAUAUAAUAUUUAAUAUAUGAAUAAUAUAAAUAUAUUGUACACAUAAGUGCAGUCAAGAAGGAUUGCAUUAUACAGUCUGAUGGCUGUCGGUGUGAAGGACCUCCUGUGUCAUUCAGUGUUGCAUUUUGGGAGCCUGAGCCUUCCACUGAACGUGCGCAUAUGUAUCCUCUAACCCAGGGGUCGGCAAACCAACAUGUUGAAAGAGCCCAUUUUGGACCACAAAUACAAAAAACAAACCUGCCUGGAGCUGCAAUUAAAUGAAAAGCCUUAAAUAAGUGUUAUAAUAAAGGCAACACAUGAUGUAAGUGUUUAUAUAUCAAGAUACAGGUGAUUCCUGCCGGGCAUUGCUGCCUGACACACCUCCUCUAAUACCCUUUGAACAGGUGUGCUGUGACACCUCACUGAACACCUCUGUGGGCAGAAAUGGGUCGUCAGUUAUAUUAGCCUACUAUAAAAAUGACUAUGUGUCUCAAUACUUUGUUGACAGAAAUGUUGAAAUGUAAUAUUUAUUCUACACAUUUUUACAACAUUAGAAAACAUAAUUAAAACUUGUCAGAGGGCGAGAUAAUUCUUGGAAAUGACUGUCUUAAAACGGCCGAAGGUAUAGAUGUAUGUUUAUCCAAGUUGAAGGACACACAAAUGGAUUUAUUACAUUCUUUGCAAGCUGAGUAACGUUUGCUGUGGUCUGGAACAACAUGGCACAAAAACAACUAUCAGAAAUGCAGCCAAUACUACAUACAGAUAAUGUGCCAUGAGACAUGCAAAUAUAAAUUAAAUACACAGAGGACAUAAGUAAAUGAGCUCAAAUAUACUUACACACAAGGUAUCAUGAUUCUAGCCCAAAUAGAAUGUUAGUAUGGGUUAGCUUGCAGUCAUGCAGUGACCAACUAUGUCUGAUUAGCACUCCACACAAGUCAAGAACAUCAACAAAGCUCACCUUUGUGUGCUCACGCACAGCAUAAAACGUUUGGUGGACAAGAUGAGACAAAUGAGUGGCAUAAAACACGUCUGAGAGAGUAAACAAACAGUAAGUUCAAGGACCGCCUAAAUUAAUUGGACAAAACGGCGCUCGCCAAUUACGCUCAUCAGUGAAGCAUGUUAAAUAUAAACAGUGGGAUUUCUAACAAUUCAAAAGGUUUGAGUCAUGUUUAUCCUCCUACAGAAACCAUAUUAAAACAAAAAGUAUAUUUUUUUCCCCCUCAUCUUUUUUAAUUUUCAUUCAUUUUUGACAAAGCUCCAGGUAGCCACUCGGGCAGCGCUAAAGAGCCGCCGCGUGUUGCCAAACCCUUCUCUAACCAGAGAUGGGCCUCAGACAAGGAUGGUUUUGCUCUAUUGUGGUGAAAAAAACAUAUUAUUCCCUUAAGUUGUAUGAAAGUCACGAAGAAGGACACUUUGAACCAGAAAGUUCCUACUCUAUCUCCUGUUAUUUGUUAAUGGCUAAAAUUGUUAAGUCUCUUAGAAAUGAAAUAGUUUGAAUAUUGGGACAAGCGGUACUAAAUGGAUGGAUGGAUUGUGUUGAUAUUGUUACACUGCCUUCCUGUGUUGGUUAUAAUUGUGAAUAAAAUGACCAAUAUCGCCCCUGUAACUACAAUGUGUUGGAUCGAAACCCAACUCUAUAGUAUGAGCCACUACUAUAAUUCACUUCCCAAACAGUAAAGUGACUUAGUUUUUUUUUUCAGAUUAUAAAGUCAAUAAAACUUACCACAAAUAAGUCAUAAAAUGUACAGGUAAUACAUAUUGGCUUACCUCACUUAUGAUGGAUCAGUAAGGAUGGGUACCAAUUUCCGGUACCUGUGAAACGAUACUAGUACUCAACGGUACCAAUUUUCGGUACUUAAGUGUGUGUUGAUAAAUAUUAAUAAUUUUGAUAAUGAAAUCUCAUUUUUUAUUGUAACAUUUAAAAAAUAGCUGAUUAUAGUAACUGCUGUACAGUUGUUAUAUCUUGUUUAAUGAUGACAUUCCUAUGUUUCAAUUACAGUUGCAAGUCCAAGACGUUAGAAAGCUAUAGUGUAUAAUUUAUGGUGUGUUGGCAAGUCAGUUCAGUCUUUGCUGUCCGGUCUUUUUUUGUGUCCCAAAAAGUGUUAAUAAUGUAAGUAUUGUACUUUUUACGCACCAGCUGUUUGAUUGUAACGUGCAUUUUAGUUGUAGUUUUCAUUGACAAGUUUGGAGGUGUAGAAAUCACCAUGUAAAAGUGUUAAUGCUAAUCAGUAGCAUGUCAAUAGCAAAGCCAAUGUAUAAUAGCAUCAAGCUAGUGCAUUUUUUGAAAAGUGGAGGCUUACUUUACUUCCGAUGAAGUUUUUUUUUUUCCCAUUACAUUUCUUUGUUGGCAUUAAAAAUUGCAACAUUCCCUAGAGGUAGUUUGGCUGAGACAGCUCUCAGUGCUGCUGAAUUGAUUUUCAAGUGCUUAAGUGCAAAAAGGCAAAACACCUGGGCAUUAUAUCACGCGCAACCCAGGUACCGUAACAUGGCACCAUUGGAUUUUGUGUGGAUAAGUGCCCGGUAAGACCACCGUGAUUCAGUUGGUGCCAAACAAGUACCAGAUUCGGUACCCACCCCAAUAAUUGGUAUUUAAAUUGUCAUCAUAAAACCCCAAUCAGAACCCCCCAGAUGCCACUAAGGAAAACAAGCCUUUUGUAGCCCUCUGUAAAUCUGAAAAUUGAGAAAUUACUUUUUACAACAGCACCGCUGCAAAGCCUCAGCAAUUGAAAAGGCAUUAAUAGACAAUUCUUUAGAUAGGUGAAAGAAAUAAAACGUCUCUUUAAGUGAUUUACUUUUGUAUCCCCUACCAAACAACAUGUAUUUAAAGUUUUCUACAUACUGUACAAGAAAAUUGUUGGUGAAUUUUGGGGAAUUAAUUCAUAAAAUAUGUUGUACCACUUUACCAAAAAACAGUUGUAAAUGAAAUCCAUUCAUCCAUCCAUUUUUAACCACGUGUCCCUUUCGGGAUCGCGGGAGAUCUUUGAGCCUAUCAGCUGCAUUCGGGUGGAAGGCUGAGUACACCCUGGACAAGUCGCCAUCUCAUAGCAAUGGAAAUGAAAUUGACACAUUAAUUGAAAAAUGUAUCAAUUCAAGAAAUAAUUGUGCAACCCUAUCUUGUUGUAACAUAAACCAACUUAGGCUUGCAAUGUCCCCAAUAUAUAUAAAUGAGUGCAUUCGUCACUGCACUGGACAGCAUACACCAAAUUGUGUGGGGUGUCUGGUCUGGCCAUUGUCUCAGAAUGUUGCCAGGUUGGAAGUGUACUGGAACAUUGCAUUGGUUAAAAAACUGUUUCUCACAUUGACCUAAAACAUACAGAAUGAUAUUGGUAUUACGUCUGUCAUUUUUUCCCUUCCUCGUGCACUUUGUUCUUGUUCCUCCACAAACUAUUUUUUCACCAUAUUUUUUUCCCCACAAAUUUCCCAAAGGAAAAACCAUGCUAUCCUGUGCACGCCAUCUUCUUGUUAGAGCAGUGUUUUUCAAGCACACUAGUGUGCCGUGAGAUACAGUCUGGUGUGCCGUGGGAGAUUAUGUAAUUUCACCUAAUUGGGUUAAAAAUAUUAUUUUGCAAACCAGUAAUUAUAAUCCGCAAAUACUGUGCCGUUGUUUAGUGUCUGUGCUGUCUGGAGCUAUACAGAGUAAACAUGUAAUAUUCUUCCAUAUCAGUAGGUGGCACCGGGUAGCAAAUUGCUUUGUAGAUGUCGUGAACAUGGUUUGUCGUGAUCACAAUAUGCGGGAGGCAGCGUGUAGGUAAAAAGGUAUCUAACGCUUAAACCAAAAAUAAACAAAAGAUGAGUGACGCUAAGAAAAGGCAUUGAAGCUUAGGGAUGGCUAUGCAAAACUGGCUGAAAAGUAAACUAAAACAGAAUGCUGGACGACAGCAAAGACUUACAGCGUGUGGAGCAGACGGCGUCCACAAAGUACAUCCGUACAUGACAAUCAACAAUGUUCACACAAAGACUUACAUCGUCUUGAUUGUGUAGACAAAGCCGGUGCGGGGAAUUUUCAAAGAAGACAUGAAACUACUACAGGAAAAUGCCAACAAAAUAGGAAAAUCCACCAAAAUAGUAGAGCAAAACAAGAACUAAAACACGGCACACAGGAAAAAAACAAAAAAAUAAGUCACGACGUGAUGUGACAGGUGGUGACAGUACACCUACUUUGAGACAAGAGCUAUAGUGAUGAAUGGUUGGGUGUGGUUUGAAUUCAUAUCCAACAAUUGUCAAUAUCGGCUGCUUAGUUUCAUUUUUCAAUGAUUUCUACUGGUUGUGUGCCUCAGGAUUUUUUCAUUUGUUCAGAAAAGGUUGAAAAACACUGUGUUACAGUAUAAAAAGUUGGAACUUUGGCACCAUCAUCUAGACUAGAUCUGACAAUCUAAGUCUGUGAGCGUGAAGUGAUGAAACCUGCUCAGAUGCAAAGCGAAACAUCUUCUAGGACAAACUGAACAGUCCAGUUGCAAUCGAUUAAAAGCCCUGAGAAUAUUUAAUGUAAUUUUAAAAUGACAUAACUCAAAGGUAGGGUUUAAAAUGGACUUUGUUGACCUUUUCUUUCAUCCGUAUGAGUUUCGAUGUGAAUUUAGCUCUAAUGCUACUAUAAGGGAAUGUAGUAUUUUAAAUUGACUAAUGUACACAAUUUGGGACUUUUUAAUACACUUUAUCAGCGUGUAAGUGCGAUUCUUUAAAUCUAUUUCGAAAAGGUGACUUAUUGACCUAUAUUAACUGUUCUUAUAUCUUACUGCUAAAAAUGUUGGACUCAAUAAUUGCUAUUAUUCACUAAUCAUAUAUAUAUGUGAUACUUAAGCAGGCAUUUGAAAAUUAUUAACAAUGGCUUUUAAGAUGUCUGCUGUUAAGUGCUUAAGUGUAUGUAGUCUCCUCCUUGACAAAAAUAUAUUCCAUCCAUCCAUCCAUCCAUCCAAUUUCUACCGCUUAUUCCCUUUGGGGUCACGGGGGGCGCUGGUGCCUAUCUCAGCUACAAACGGGCGGAAGGCGGCUGUACACCCUGGACAAGUCGCCACCUCAUCACAGGUCCAACACAGAUAGACAGACAACAUUCACACUCACAUUCACAUACUAGGGCCAGUUUUGUGUUGCCAAUCAACCUAUCCCCAGGUGCAUGUCUUUGGAGGUGGGAGGAAGCCACGCAGUCACGGGGAGAACAUGCAAACUCCACACAGAAAGAUCCCGAGCCCGGGAUUGAACGCAGGAUUACUCAGGACCUUCGUAUUGUGAGGCGGACGCCCUAACCCCUCUAUCACCGUGCUGCCCCAAAAAUAUAUUAUUAUAUAUAUCAUCAACAAGCUUUGCUGGAAAAUAACUUUUGUCUUUUUGUUUUGUUUGAUCACUCGUGUAUUUAUAGAGUCUAACCCCCCUUUUCUGACCAUCACUAAUGCUAUUCUAUUCUCUCAAGUGCUCUUAUAUAGUCAACACCUGAUAUUUAAGAUAAAUAUAGAACACACAUAACCAUCUUGUUUCAGUGUAAAUAUUCAUGUUGCAUGGGAACACUCCUACUUUUGAAAAUGUACACUGAAAAAUAUACGGGUGACACAAAUUAAAUGUAUAAACUGCU